AUGCAUUCUAUGGUAGGAGCAUUUGGCGAUUAUAAAAUCGAACGUCGACGUGUCGAUGUUGUACGUGGUUAUUGUUAUCGUUUUAUUCAAUGUAGUUUUCCAUGCGGUCUAUUUAUGCUUUCAUUAUCAAUAUUACUUAUAAUAGCCGGUACUAUACAACUUGUAUUUAUUAUACACUUUGAGGGAUGUACUAAAACAUCAACAUACUCUAUUAAAUGUAAUCGUCAAACAAUUAAAGUUUUAGGUAUUACGUUUCUCGUCACCGGUUGUGUUCUAUUAUUAAUUAGUCUUAUAGUAACAAAAUAUUCUCGUUCAAGUGAAGAAAAUAAUGUUAUUAGAACAACAUCCGCAUUAUUACAAGCACAAACUUCACAAUCAUCGUCAAAUAAAGAACAAAAUAAUAUUAUUGUGUCAAUUCGGUAG
Molecule: messenger RNA, 423 nt
Organism: Didymodactylos carnosus
Lineage: Eukaryota; Metazoa; Rotifera; Eurotatoria; Philodinida; Philodinidae
Source: the annotation of a GenBank genome assembly